AUGGAGCAGCUCGCCCAGUUCGUCUCCAAGAGCUUCGACAACGCGGCUGGCGAACACGCGGCAUGCAGGACAACCACCGAACGGCCACCCUCCGCGAGGAUCACCCUGAGUGUCGCGCAUUUGCUCGGGGAUCCUGCGGAGAACGAAUCGAAUGUCGGCGCUGCGACACGCGAAUCCGUCCAGGAUCCGUCGAGCGUCGAGGGGAGCAGCGUGGACGAGCCGCCGUCGCCGGAAGGCCGCCUCCAACCGGAAGACCUCUCGGUCACGACCAAGAGCAAGGAGGCGAAGGACGCGAUUAACACAACCGACGCCCUGCCGCCCCUCAAGACGCCCGAAUUAAAGCUGUCCGUGAGGAAAUUGUUGGGAUGCAGCCCAUCGCCCCCACCCAUCUCCAGAGAUCGGUCGGCCAGUCCUGAAACUUGCAUCGAAUUGAAGAAUCACGCUUCCAACGACGCGAAAUCCUCGGAUUUGAAGAUACAGUCACAGGUUUCGAAGUCGUUGAUGCAGGAAGAAGGUGGCAAAGGGUCGAAUUGCCGGAACAGCGGCAACGGGAACGGGAAACAGAGAAGAUCUCGAACGAAUUUCACUUUGGAACAAUUGGCCGAAUUGGAAAGAUUGUUCGACGAGACUCAUUAUCCCGACGCGUUCAUGAGGGAAGAACUUAGCCAGAGACUCGGUUUAAGCGAGGCGAGGGUUCAAGUUUGGUUCCAGAACAGGCGUGCCAAGUGUCGCAAGCACGAGAGCCAAUUGCACAAAGGCGUUGCAGGUGGAAUGGUGCUGGCGCCUCGCAGCCCCCCGGCUACGUUGGAACCGUGUCGAGUGGCGCCCUACCUUCCCGCGUUGAGGUUGCACCCCCCGAUCCAGGGUGCAGGUGGCAACAUAACGACCGCACCAGCCUCUGCCUUCGAUCCGGCCGUCCUCCAUUACGCGGCUGCCGGCGGCCUCUUCUGCCUCCCGCCCCCACCGCCCCCGCCACCCGCCGCCAGCCACCAUCCCCCCCACCCCCUCAGCCUCGCGGCCUCGUUGGCCGCGGCCGCGGCGCGCUCCAAGAACAGCAGCAUCGCCGAUCUCAGGUUGAAGGCGAGACGUCACCAGGAGGCCCUUGGACUCGACAGGCCCGCGUAA
Apis laboriosa (Himalayan honeybee) is the source of this 1125-nucleotide messenger RNA. RefSeq names its product short stature homeobox protein 2-like. The transcript is spliced from 4 exons. The record is from RefSeq and is a predicted model, not a curated record. Gene Ontology annotation, molecular function: DNA-binding transcription factor activity, RNA polymerase II-specific; sequence-specific double-stranded DNA binding. The coding region runs from base 1 to 1125 and encodes 374 amino acids. Gene Ontology annotation, cellular component: nucleus. Gene Ontology annotation, biological process: regulation of transcription by RNA polymerase II. NCBI's taxonomy places the organism in Eukaryota, Metazoa, Arthropoda, Insecta, Hymenoptera, Apidae.